Molecule: messenger RNA, 5391 nt
Organism: Schistosoma intercalatum
Lineage: Eukaryota; Metazoa; Platyhelminthes; Trematoda; Strigeidida; Schistosomatidae
Source: the annotation of a GenBank genome assembly
AUGAGUUGUGCUGUAGAUAUUUAUGAUUCUGGACCACAUUUCAAAUGGAUUACUCGUAAUAAUGUUGAUAUGAAUAGAGAAAAUAGUCGUCAUAUAAAUAAUGAUAAUAUAAGUUAUAAUCAAUUUAUGGAUUCAAUGCGUUUUACAAUUCAAGAUCUUGUUCAACAAGAAAGUUGUAUUGGUUCAUCAAAUUAUCCAGUUGAUAAACCAUCACGUCUUGUUCAAAUUGAAUGUCGUAAACCAGGAUGCCGUUGUGUACUUAAAAAUGAACGUGCUUUAGCUAUGAAAAUUGUUCCUGGUAUAACAUUAGUUCAAGCUGAAUGGUUAUUACCGAAUUCUGUUGUUUCAAGUAGUGAAAAAUCACGAUUGAAUCAUACUUCUCAACAUACUGUAAAUAAUACAUCUAAUAAUAAGAUUGCUUACAACCAGAGUUUACCAAACUUUAAUCAAAUUAAAUCAUCUUGUCCACAUUCUGUUGUUCUUACUUCCUGUUGUCCAUCUUGGUUCGAAUUAGUACGAAGAAAUGUUAUUGGACCAUCUGAUAAUGGACCUCAAAUUUGUCCAGAAGUUCCUGUUUGGUCAAGUUGUAAAGCGGUUUGGCGAGCCAAACCAAAAUUUAUUCUAUUAAGAAAAGAUACUCAGUGUUUAUUCGCAACUAAUACUCAGUCACUUACCAUGAGUUCAACUGAACUACUUAAAAAGGAUGAUCGUUCCACUAUAACAUUAGAUGCAGAUAAUAUUGGUAUUCUUCGACCUGGAACUGUAUUACAACUAAUUGAUUGUCGACUGUGUCGUCUUGUACACAAAGAAGAUCAAAUUUCUUAUCGGCUUUCUGCGCGUCAUCGUUCAAAACCUGUUUCUAUGCUUCAAUGUGCAGUUGUUGGUGGUAAAGCAUUAGCUGCUUUAGCUUCAUCAAUUACAAAUUUAUCUUCCCAAGAUGCAUUGAACUGGUUCAGUACUGGUCCUCGUUUAGUUUAUUUAUCUUUAGCUUCGAAAUCGAUAAUGUGCAGUCCCGUGAAAACAACAUCCACAGUUAGCGUAAAUAAUAAUUAUGGUAAUCAUAUUAAGAAUUCUAGUCAAAUUAAAUUAUCAGGCAAUGAAACAGAUUACGGCAUUUUCGAUAAUGGAGUUCAUAGUAUCUUAUCGUUACUGAGCACUUAUCGACUCCCUUUAAUUACACGUCCUGUAGUUGGAUUACGUUCAAGUGAAUGGUUCUUCAUGGGAAAAUGUACAAAUCACUCGUUAAUAUCAAAUCCAGACUCUGUCAAUAUGCAUUCAUUAUUACAGAUAUUCUCAUGUCAUCAUGGGGACCUUAUAUUUCUAGAACCUUUAUCCGAUUGCACUAAAUCUGUUUAUCAGAAUGAAUCAUCAAAUGAAGCAAUUAAAAGUCGGUUUUUUGUAGUUACCACUGAUAUGUUAUUACAUCAUAAUUUCUUAGUUGCAGACUCACAAACAUGUCAAGCAUAUCAACAACAACUUGAAAUACAUGCAUUUAGAGUAUCACACUUUCUAGCUGCAUGUCAUCCUGUUCAAGGUUUAACAUAUAUUUUAAAACAUUUAGAAGAUAUUACACAUUCAUCAAAUACUGGACCAUCAUAUAUUCCAUUGACUAGAACACUUGGACCAAUUACUAAUCGUUUCAAUACUAUUGCUAUUCAAUCGGCUAUCUCAAGUAUAGCUGCAAUUGCUUCUUUAACUAUGCAUGAAGAAUCUAAUGAUAUACCAAAUGAUCCAUAUCAAUUGAAUGAAAUUCAACCGAAAAUAUUAAAUUAUUUAACAUUACAUAAUAAUAAUAAUAAUAAUACUGUCUCUACUACCACUACAACUACUACUAAUUAUCAUAAUAGUAGUAAUUAUAAUUCCAUGCAUACAUCAUCAAUCGAUAUUAAUGAUUCUUACCAUUCCGCUAAUUGUUUAAUCAAUACUACUAAUUUACAUACUCAAUCUAGUUUAUCAUCAUCAUUAUUUGCUAGUGAAGUUGAUGAAAUGAAUGCAUUAUGCGAUGAAAUUGAAGAUAUUUAUUUUUAUGUACGUAAUGGACAUUUUCCAAUGCAAUCUCAUUCAUUAUCUUCUUUAGUACAUCAUAAUCAACCUCAUCAUCAUCAUCAUCGUCAUCAUUAUGAAAAGAGUAAUACAUAUUUGAAUAAUAAUUCAUCAGCGCCAAUAUCUCCACGUUUAAAUAAAUUAAUGACUAAUACUAAUAUGACGAAUCAAUAUAUAUCCAAUAAAAUAAUCAAUAAUCAAUCAAUAAUCAAUGAACAUACCAUAGAAACUAAUAAUACAAUGGAAACUAAUAAAAAAUAUUAUAAAAAUUUAGAGGAGAAUUAUUAUCAAUUAAGUAAUAUUCCAGUGAAAAUUACUAGUAAAGCACCAGUUUUAUUGAUUCGUCCUAAACCAUGUCAUGAUUAUCAUCAUCAUCAUCAAAUAGAUGAGAAUAAAAGAAAGGGGAUUACUCAAUUAACUAAUACAACUAAUCAACAAAAUAACUGUCAUACUACUACUACUACUACUAUUACUGAUUCAAGUUAUUUCAAUGUAUAUGAUAUGAGUUAUGGUAAUUAUUCAUUUACUGAAACACCCAUUACAACGAAAUCAUGUCAUCAAUCCAUUCAAUCAUUAUCAUCAACUAUAAAUGAUCAUAUAAUUAAACCUAGUCAAAUUGUAGAUAGUAAACCACAUGUCUUGUCAUAUACUUUUACCCCAAUUACUACUAUUAAUAAUAAUAAUAAUAAUAAUAAUAAUAAUAAUAGUACUUGUCGAAAUGGUAGUUCAAUGGCAUUUACUCCUUUGUUAUAUUCUUCCACUUCUUGUAAUAAUCCUAUUAAUGAAAGUUUCCCUCAUUCUACAACAACAUAUGAACGUGGACGUGUUAAUUUCGCUGUACCAUCAUUGUUACAAGAGAAUACAGCAAUAACAACUGGAUAUUAUGUCACUCAAAAUAUUACGAAAUUGAAUAGUGAUAAUAAUAAUAAUAAUAAUAAUGCUAUUUCAUGUACAUAUUUAGUUAGUCAAUCUGUUCAACAACCAUCAUAUUCUGGUAUGUUUUCAUCUUAUUGUUCAUAUCUACCUGGAUUAACAACAACAUCUUGUUCUAAUAUGAUGAAUCGUUCAUCGAAGCCAUUGUUUACGACAUCAGCAUUGAAUAUAUCAUCAUCUAAACAUGAUUGUAUAUAUGAUAGAAAUGAUAAUAAAAUAGAAGAAUGUAUUUAUGAUGAACCAAAGGAAGAAUAUUAUUCAAUAUCAACACCAUUGAAACAACAACAAUACAAGACUACUUGUAGUAAUAAUAAUAAUAAUAAUAUGAAUACAGAUGUAUUAAAUAAUUCAACAUAUGAUUAUGGAUAUAAUUUGUCUUCAUCGAAUCAUCAUAGUAAACGUCAUCUUAGUUUAUCCUCAUCUCACAUUCAUCCGUCUAUCAGUCGUUCAAUGCAUGAAAGUAAUAACUCUUUGGGAAAUGUUUGGACUUCCUCGUUUUCUGUCAAUAAUAAUAAUAACAAUAAAACCAGUGUUUCCACUACUACGAAUAUCAGUAAAAGUAGUACUACUUUCCAGUCGAUUAGUAAUAUGUUCAACGACAAAAUGACUACUGCAGUCAAUUGUAUACAAAUUAUUCCAUCAAUGAGUAUUCCAUCAAAUGUUAUUCCUCAUUCAACGAUCACUAGUGCUACUACUACAACUACUAUUAGUAAAAAUAAUAACAAUGUAGGUUAUUAUUUCACAUCACAAGAUCAACCUUCUUCUAUGACAGCAAGUUUUCGUUAUCAAUCUGCACAGAAUUCCUCCUCAUCAAUACAACCACCACCACCUAUGCCACUGUUAUACCCGUCACCAGUAACAACGAGUCACACAUCUCGACUGUAUCAAUCCACUAUAAUAUCACCAUCUAUUGACAGGAAACAAAUCACUGCACGACCAUCGUAUAAACAUGUGACUUCAACUACAAAUUUAGAUUUCGGUAUGCAUCAUAAUCAUUCAACAAUUCCUUCACCAUUAUCCACUAUGUUGUUAUUACAGUCGCCUAAACUUAAACGUACUGAAUUAACUAAUUCAUCACCAGACACAGGGAUCGGUAUAGAAAGUACAUAUGAUCAGCAAACUACUCCUUGUACAGGUGGAUCUUUUAUGCCUUUAAAUGCAUAUCAUCAUUCAUUAUCUUCAUCAAAUAUGGCUGUUUGGUUACCAUCUGAACAACAUUGUCAACAGUGUAAUCGUGAAGAUUCUAUUACUAAACGUUCUACAAUUAAUAAUCGUAAUAUCAAUUAUCAUAGUAGUCCACAUAAACAUUUCACUUCAUGCAAAUUAACAACUUUUCCUGUACAAAACAAUCAUUUAAUGAAUUCCACUAUGAAUAUUAUCAAUACUACUAAUAAUCAUAAUAGUAAUAUAAAUCAACAAUAUGCUUAUCAAUUUUAAAUGAAUUACAACUAGUAAGCUCAGUCAUUUGUCUUCCGAAUAGGAUUUAUUCAAUAUCUUUAUAUAUUGAUGGAUAACCUUAUUAGAUGUAGAAUAUAUACAUUUGUAUAUGUUAAUUUCCGGUUUGUUCGCAUACCUUCCUUCAUUUCAGUACUCUAAGAAACAUGUAUACAUACACAUAUACAUAAUCCAUACAGAUAUCAGGUGUUUGUAUAGUCUUUUGUUCUGUUUAUUUCAAGACAGUUCCUUUUUUUUCACACACACUCAUUCUAUUUGAGUAGUACGCUUAUUUUAUUAAUGUGCUUCUUUAACCCUCUAUCCACCCCUCUCACUUAGUAUUGCCUUUAUUUCAUCAAUUUUAUUGCUAAGCUUACAAUUUAGUUACCAUGUCACUAUCAAUAGUAAACAUUAUUUAUUGCUAAUUAUUAAAAAAAACAACACAACUAUACUAACAUCAAUGGCAUAGCCUUAUGAUAAGUCAUUGCAUAUCUUUCUACCUUAUAGUCUUAUCGUUUCAUUAUGAUCCUUAUGGUUAAAAUACCAGCAAAUUUUUGAUCGACUAAUGAAGAUUCAGAUCACUUUUUUUCAUAAAAAAAACCUUGUUCAUAUGUAUAAACAUAAGAGAUAUACAUACGUACAUAUACGGGUGUACACGUGAACGAGAGUAAAGGGACACACAUACAUACAUUUUUACCAUGGAUUUAGUUGCCAUGUAUUUAUUUCCACCUAUUAUUCCAUAUAGAUAUUUGACAGCUAUGAUCACUAUUGACAAAAGGAAUAGUAAUGUAAUGAAUGCUUUUGUUGCCUUGUUUCUUCUCAUUUUUGAUCUUCGUUCCCUUUUUUGUUUUGUUUUUUGUUAUUGUCCUUAAUUUGUGUGUGUGUGUGUGUGUGUGAAAGAGAGAGAGACGGCCAAUAUUACAAAUGGAAGUAAUAUUGAAGAUAUAUAUUUUUAAGAAAUAUAUUUAUGCUUAUAAAAUA